Kalmanozyma brasiliensis GHG001 is the source of this 993-nucleotide messenger RNA. RefSeq names its product Phytanoyl-CoA dioxygenase. Lineage: Eukaryota; Fungi; Basidiomycota; Ustilaginomycetes; Ustilaginales. The record is from RefSeq and is a predicted model, not a curated record. Bases 1 to 993 code for a protein of 330 amino acids. The transcript has a single exon.
AUGUCGUCCGACACCGCCGCAGCCGACGGCGCAAAGGGCUACCUGACACCGGACCAAAUCGCCCAAUUCCACCGCGACGGCUACCUCCUCCUGCCCUCGUUCUUUGACCCUGCGCCGCUUCUCGCGCACUCCAAGUCGCUCAUCUCGUCCUUCUCCCUCGCCGAUCACCCGCUCACCACCUUCUCCGCUGGCGAAGAUGAGUCGCACGUUGGAGACCGGUACUUCCUCGACUCUGGCGAUAAGAUCCGGCAUUUCUUCGAAGAAGGAGCCAUCGAUCCUAUCACCAAAACUCUCACAGUAGACAAGGACAAGGCGAUCAACAAAUGCGGUCAUGGGUUGCAUCUGCUCGACCCUGUCUUUCGCGACUUUUCCUUUUCGCCGCAGCUUCAGGGGGUGGCGCGCAGUUUGGGGGUGCACAAGGACCCACGCGUGCUGCAAAGCAUGGUGAUCUGCAAGCAGCCGAGCAUUGGGGGUGCCGUACCGAGUCACAAUGAUUCCACCUUUUUGUAUACGGAUCCGCCGAGUGCGGUGGGCUUCUGGUUUGCGUUGGAGGACUGUACGACGAGCAACGGAUGUUUGAGCUUCCUACCUGGCAGUCAUCGAUGGCCGAAAGGCACGAGUCCAAGCCCUUCGGACGCACCAAGGCCAGCCGACGCGCACAACGAAGCCCUGGGCACGGCGAGGGGCAUCAACAAGCGUUUUGUGCGCAAACAACCCUCCAACCCUGACGCAGGUACCACCUUCAUUUCGAUUGCGCAAAACGAGGAGGUCGAAUGGGACGAAUCCAAGGCCGAGAUCGCAGAGUGCAAAGCAGGGACACUGGUGCUCAUCCACGGCAGCGUCAUGCACAAGAGCGAGAAGAACCUCAGCGACAGAAGUCGGUUCAUCUACACAUUCCACAUGAUUGAAGGUGAGGGAGCGAGGUACGACGAGAAGAACUGGUUGCAGCCGACACAAAAACAUCCUUUCCCGCGACUGUACGAUGGCGCGUGA